This is a messenger RNA of Closterium sp. Naga37s-1, 660 nucleotides long. The record is from the annotation of a GenBank genome assembly. NCBI's taxonomy places the organism in Eukaryota, Viridiplantae, Streptophyta, Zygnematophyceae, Desmidiales, Closteriaceae.
AUGCCCCUCUCCUUUGCAGGCGUUGCAGCAGAGCCAGCAUCUCAUGCAGCCAUUCGUAGCACAGGGGGGCUCUCAGCCCAGUCCCGCACAGCCAUGCCACCCAGGGUCGUAUCCUCCCUCCUCCUACCAACCCACCUCGUAUCAUCCCACCUCAUAUCUGCCCACUUCUUGUCAGCCCACUUCUUAUUACCCCACUUCCAAUCAACCUUCUUCUUAUCAGCCCACCUCUCAUCUGCCCACCCCUUAGGAGCGAGUGAUGGGUCUGAGGAGGGCAGCAGUGAUGAGAGCGCACCGGGAGGGGAGAGCAGGCGAGCUCACCCAGGUGUCACAGCAGGCAGGGGCGGCAGGCAGGAAGAGGGGUGGGGGCACGACAAGGAUGAGAUCUAUGAGGAUCCUGAGUCUACUGAGGUUGAUGAGAGCGAGGACACGGAUGAUACGGGAGCGAGUGUGGAGGCAGCAGUGAAGCAGGAAGAAGAGAUAGUCACCAUGGAGGCAGCAGCGGUGAAUGAUGGAGAUGGAGAUGGUGUCAACACUUUUGCAGCAGCGGUCGUGGUUAAAGAUGAAGCAGUAAAUGCGAAGUGUGUGGGAGUUGAAGCUGUGAAAGGGGGCAUCAUGAGGUUCAAGGUGCAGGAGCUGCAGGGGAGCGUGAAGCCGACUUAG